AUGAGAAUCAAGGGAACCUUGGGAUAUGCAAUCUUGGCAACUGCAGUUGCCUCUACAAUGGCGAAUGAAAUCAAUGUUAUUAAUGAAAGAAACUUACUUCAAGAACGUGGAUUUUUGGGUGAUAUUUUCAAUGAUGUAGGUUCAUUCUUUAAAGGCGGAAGUGCCACAUCCUCCAGCAGUGGUGUUACAACUCAACCCACAUCUCCUGCCAGUACUGUAACAAAUAAACUGGCCACCAAUGCUACCGUUCCUGUUUCUGUAGCAAAUGAUAGUCAAAAUGAUGAUGAAUAUGAAUGGAGCUGUACUACUAUCUACCCAAGUGGAACUUCUACUUCAAUUGAUCCUUUGACUGAUGUUGAGCCUACAGAUCCUUCACCAACCACAACUGUAUCUUCUACAGACCCAGAAGAAUCAUCAAUAGACCCAGCAGAUUCAUCUACUGAACAAGAAUCAACACCAAUAGUAUCUGCUGAUCCAGUAGACACCGAUGAAUUAUCAUCCACUAACACCGACCCUACUACUACAGCCAAAACUACAGGGACAACAAAUACUCCAGCUACUCAAUCAGUAGAUCCACCAGCAAGUUCUGAUCCACCACAAAGUAGCGAUGAUUGGGAAUUAGAAUGCUCAACCAUUUAUCCAAGCGACACUAGUAGUCAACCACCUGUUAUCCAAUCUGCCGAUCCGGUUUCAUCAGAUCCAGCUGUGUCGGUAGAUCCAUCUGUUUCAGUAGAUCCACCUGUUUCAUCAGAACCACCAGCUUCUUCAGAUCCAAUUGACCCAACUGUCACAACCGAUCCAACUAUUUCAAUCGACCCACCAGCAAGUUCUGAUCCUCCUCAAAGUAGUGAUGAUGAUUGGGAAUUAGACUGCUCAACUAUUUAUCCUACUGACACUGGCAGUCAACCUCCAGUUCUUCCUACCGAUCCUCCACAAUCGAGUGUUGACCCACCUGCCUCAGUAGAUCCCCCUGUAACAGUAAACCCAACCUCGGUAGAUCCACCUGCUUCAGUUGAAUCGCCAACUAGUACUGAUUCUGCGCAAACUAGUGACGAUGACUGGGAAUAUGAAUGUGAAACUAUUUAUCCUACUGACACUGCCAGUCAACCACCUGUUCUCCCAACCGAUCCUCCACAAACGAAUACCAUCAAUACCACUCCAAUUGUGACAGAAUCGGUAGAUCCACCUGUUGCAACUAAUCCUCCACAAACCAGCGAUGAUGACGAAUGGGUAGAAGAAUGUGAGACUAUUGUUCCUACCGUUAAUACUUCUCCAGCUCCUGUGCUUCCAACUGCACAAAAUACGAACGUUAUUGUUAACCCACCUGCAUCUACUAAUCCUCCAGCAGAGGACGAUGAUGAUGAUGAAUGGGUAGAAGAAUGUGAGACUAUUGGUGAGAAUGGAACCACUACAGUUGUUCUUCCAACUACCCCUGCACAAAACGGUGAUGACGAAUGGGAAGAAGAAUGUACAACUCUUGCUACAACGAAUACUGUUGCAACUGGUGGUGCCGGUGAUGAUGAUGACUGGGAAGAAAUUGAAGAAUGUGUAACUUCAACACCUACAUUAGCUCCAAGUGGCAGUAAUGAUGAAUGGGAAGAAGUGGAAGAAUGUACAACUGCUUCUGGUGCUGACGAUGAAUGGGAAGAAAUUGAAGAAUGUACAACCCCAAUACCCACCACUACCGUCAAACCUACCAAUGUAGCCACAACCAGUGUAGCACCAGUACAAACUACAGCUGCUUCUACUAUUGCAACGUAUCAAGGUAAUGGACAAAUCAACAAGGCUAAUGGUAUUAUGUCAUUGUUGAUUGAUAAGCAAACUUUAACAACAUUUCAAAAUCAAUUAAAACAAUUCAAAGCCCAAUUAAACAAUUCUCAAUAUGAUAAUGGAUAUGGAAACCUUACUGGAUUUAAAUUAUCGUAUGAGGAUCAAUUACUGGGGAAAUCAGAUUCCGACUGGCCCAUUCAUAGAUUUGAUAAAGAUCAUCCCUGGAUAGAAAAUGAAAAGUAUUCAAUCUUACCCAAUAUCGUAAGUGAGAAUGUCAAGAAAUUCUGGGGGAAUGACCCCGUGGAGACUGUUGAUGGAGAUGCAGCAGCGGCUUAUUUGUUAAAUAUAUCAGGAACAGCUCGUGGGGAAUUUAGAACCGUGAAACAAACAAAUAUCAAACCGCAACAAUUAGAAAUACCCAAAUAUUUAAAGGAUUAUUUCAAUUCAUUAAGGAAUAAUUUACCAGAUAAUGAGAAUAGUGAUAGUCCAAUCAGUGGGAUUCCAGCUGAAAAACAAGGAAAUAUAACAAAAGCUAAUGGAUUGAUUUCAUUGGCGUUAUAUCCUUCCGAUUAUAAUUAUAAGAAUCCCCGUGUUUCAAAAUUCAUAUAUAAUGAAAGCACAGAUAAGAUAGAUAAUGCAGUUAGCUUACAUAUGUACUUGAAAUUAUCAGAUUAUCCUGAAAAAGAAACUCAUAAUCUUAAUUUACGUGGGGUUUAUUUUCAGGAAACAGGAAGUAUAAUCGGAGUUACCAAUAGUGCAAAAUUCAGUGGGAAUUAUGCAUUGAAUCAUCUAGCUAUGAAUAAGGAUAAUUUUAAGAUUUCGAAAACCUUAUACAGUCAAUUGAUGAAUCUAACCAAUAUAGACAAAGAAGUCGUACUUGAUGAUGUCAAUGGACAAAUCAUAAAAGCAAAUGAACAAUGCGAAUAUGUGACUUAUUUCCAACUUGCCAAAACAAAUUAUUCCAAACAAGAUUUAAGAAUGAUAGAUGAUGAAUUGAGACUGCCCACUGGAAGACCUAUACCCAAUGACAUCCCCAAAAUUGAAAUCAAAGAUUUUUUGGCUUAUUCACCUGAUUGUGGGAUCGUAUUGACCAAUAGACCAGAUACUUCAUUCCAAGGAUUAAGAAAAGAAGUGUCGACAGCAAAAGAGAGGAAGUUUAUAUUUGGGAUUGCAUUAUUAUUAGCAGUUGAAUUAUUAUUAUAUAUACGCCAGAUGAAAGCAAGUAGAACUCCUGGUCAAUUGACUAUUAUCUCCGGUGUGACUUUAUUCUGGUUAAUGUGGGGAGAUAUGACACUUGGAUUCUGUUCAUUAUUUUUCGCCAAUAUGUUUUUGGUGGUCUGUUGUGUAUUGGGAUUAAUCUUUUGUGUCAUAUUGUUACAAAUGAGGUUUAUGUUCUUUGUAAUGAAUGCACAAGUGAAUGAAAGAGGUACUACUUGGUGGGAAAUUUUACGUGGUGGAUUAGCAUCAAGAGAUACUACAGAUUCGACUAGUGAAACAACCACGACUACAACUACCAAUACGAAUACUGAUACAGGCCCUAUUAUACCCAUGACAAAUGCCCCACCAGCAGCAGCAGCAGCACAGCCUGCUGCCACACCCACAACUAAUGAAUGGCAAAAUGAUGGAUCUGUAUCCAAUGGAUCAAUGGUAGUUUGUAUGUCAUUCUCCAUAUUGUCAAUGUUUUUCAUAUUUAAUGCAUUCACAUGGGGCAAAACACAAAGAGCUAUUGCGGAAUAUAUAGGUUUAUUUGCUAUAAAUUCCUAUUGGAUCCCACAAUUCUUACGCAAUACAUUAAAGAAUAGAAGAGAGUCAUACAAAUGGGAAUUCAUUCUUGGAAUUAGUUUAAUCCGUCUAAGUCCUGUGAUAUAUGUUUGUACAUUUACAACCAAUCCAUUCAGACAUAGAUUUGAUCCCCAUUUGGCCAUUUUCAUAACUUCCUGGGUCAUGUUCCAAAUAAUCUUAUUGAUUUUACAACAGAGAAUUGGACCUAGGUUUUGGGUGAAUGAAAAUUGGUUACCUAAAGCAUAUGACUAUCAACAAAUCAUCAGUCUUGCGGAUUUAGAAUCAGGGUUUUCAAGUGAUUUAUUAACCAAUAUCAAACAUAGAUCAGAUCAAGAACAAGAUAUUAUGGAUUGUGAAUGUACUUGUCCAAUAUGUAAGGAUGAAGUUAUGUUGCCGAUUUUGGUGAAGAGUGAUAAUGCUGAUGCAAGACGAAAGAUUAAGAAUCGGGAAUAUAUGAUUACCCCAUGUCACCAUAUUUUCCAUGCCGAAUGUUUGGAGAAUUGGAUGAAGUAUAAAUUACAAUGUCCGAUUAAUAAGCAAACAAUUACAGAAGAUUUACUCGAUGAAAUUGUUACCGAAAAUACCAAGAAUCUCAUGAAUGAAGAAAUCGAAUGA
Molecule: messenger RNA, 4167 nt
Organism: Hemisphaericaspora subhashii
Lineage: Eukaryota; Fungi; Ascomycota; Pichiomycetes; Serinales; Debaryomycetaceae
Product: ubiquitin-protein ligase
Exons: 4
Coding region: 1-4167 (1388 amino acids)
Molecular function (GO): zinc ion binding
Source: RefSeq, a predicted model, not a curated record